Purpureocillium lilacinum is the source of this 2262-nucleotide messenger RNA. RefSeq lists its product as uncharacterized. Gene Ontology annotation, biological process: mitotic spindle midzone assembly; microtubule cytoskeleton organization. Gene Ontology annotation, cellular component: mitotic spindle midzone; spindle; cytoplasm. NCBI's taxonomy places the organism in Eukaryota, Fungi, Ascomycota, Sordariomycetes, Hypocreales, Ophiocordycipitaceae. The record is from RefSeq and is a predicted model, not a curated record. Gene Ontology annotation, molecular function: microtubule binding.
AUGGACAACUCGAGCUAUCUGUCGCAGCAGGUCAACAGCAGUAUCAACCAGCUGCAUGGCCUGUUUGACGAGAUCGGCGUGCCCAACCAUGAGCGCGAAUCACGGGAGCAAGAGCUCUUCGAAGCUCUCUCGGAAGCUCUCAACAACCAAGUUCGCCUCGUAACGGCGGAAAAGAAGGAGAUGGUUGACGAGGCCAAAAAGAUCAUCACAACGAUGCGGCAGAUGGAGGCCUCCCUCGACGACUCGAAGCCAUCCCGGAGAUCGUUCGACGAGGACGACGAGCUCAAAAUCACAUACCCUCUAACGAGAUGUCUCCAGGUGCUCAAAGAGAAGCACAUACAGAUCAGCCGCCUCCAUAAGGAGCGCUUCGAGCAGGUCAAAAAACUCGUUGAUGCUCUCGAAUCUUAUUCUUCCCACCUCGAACCCACAUUCGUUCAGGUCGCCCUCCCGCCGUGUGGGCCAAACCAGUCCAUACCCCCGACCUUUGACCUGUCUCCAUCUUACGUCGACCGCCUCGAUGCCGAGUUUACGCGAGUCUACGAGGAAUACACGCGCCGCAUUGCCACGGUCCAGACCCUAUCCAACCACAUCAUUCAGCUGUGGGCCGAGCUGGGCAUCCCCCAGGCACAGCAAGAUGGCGCCAUCGUCAAAAACUACCGCGAUACCCCCGAGCAGCUUGGCCUCCACGAAGAGGACAUUGCCCGCCUCCAGUCGAAGCGUGAUCGGCUCGCCGAUGAGAAGAAGAACCGCGAGCGCAAGUUGCGCGACCUGAAAGCCGCCGUCGAGGCGCUCUGGGCAAAGCUGGGCGUUGACGGGAGCGAGACCAAAGUCUUUCUCAACCAGAACCGAGGUUGCGGAGUGCGACAAAUCAAUGAGUUCGAGGACGAGCUCGCACGGUUGAAUGAGCUGAAGCGACAGAACCUGCACCUCUUCGUUGAGGACGCGCGCGUCAAGCUCCAGGAUCUCUGGGAUGCGCUUUACUUUUCCGAAGACGAGAUGCUUGACUUCACCCCGGCGUUCUCCGAUGUCUACAGCGAUGCUCUGCUGGAAGCACAUGAGCGAGAGGUUGCAAGACUUGAGGCGCUCAAGGAGCAGCGAGCUCCGACGCUAGCUCUCAUUGACAAGCACAAGCAGCUCAUCAAGGACCGCGAUGAGUUGGCAGCCUCCAGUCAGGAUGCCUCGCGGCUCAUGAUGCGUGGUCAAAAGGGCGAGAAGCGCGACCCCGGAAAACUCCUUCGUGAGGAAAAGAUGCGCAAGAGGAUAGCAAAGGAGCUGCCCAAGGUGACGGUCGAGGUGCGCAAGACGCUGGAGAAAUGGGAGGACGAAUACGGCCGACCAUUCCUGGUGUUCGGCGAGCGAUACCUCGACGAGCUGGAAACCGAAGAAAGCAAGAAGGCUGCGCCCUCGGCACGCUCCAAGACACCCGCCGGGCCGCCACCGUCGACGGCCAAGGCUCCCAAGUCGGGCGGUCUGACCAGGGCCAACAGCGCCAAGUCCAUCCCCCCACGAACCAUGACCAAGACGCCGACUGCAGGCGAUCGGACGACGAAGAAGCCUGUAGCGAGCAACACCAAGGGAAGCCCGUCUCGAAUCCCCGCGCGUGCGCCGCUGUCCAACUUGAAGCACGGAAGCAACUCGCCAGAGCGCAGCCGGCCAGAGUCAAGGGCUGAGAUGUUGCGAAACGGGGCCCCGAUCCGCGCUCCGCCGCCCAAGAUGCGAGAUCUCAAGUCAGUCCCCGAGUUGGAGACGCCAAUGAACCCGUACAAGUCGGCUGGUCUCGGAAGCAUUGUCCGCCCGAUCGAGCCAGAGGACGUGUACGACGACAGGCCGCAGGCGGCAAGGGUGACGCGAUCCAACUCGACGCUGUCUGGCCGCACGGCGACCAGCUACUACGACGAUCAGCCAUAUGAUGACCGGUACGAGGACCGGUAUGAGUACGGAACAGUACGAGGCUACCCGCAAGCUCCGCCUCCACCGCGGCAAAUAUCCAACACGUCGACGGCCGUCUCCAACUCGGAAAACUGGGAGACGUACGACGACAACAGCGAGCCUGAGCCGGAUGCAUCAGAAGAAUACUACGCCAAGGUCAGGGCGGCCCGCGGUAAGAGGUAUGAGCCGGAGCAAUGUCCCAGGCCCAAUAGCCAAUCCAAGCGGCUGCGCGGCGUCCCUCCGCCUGCCGGUUACAACGGGCCAGUGAUGAUCGAUCAGGAGGGUAACCGCGUGAUAUCGGGCAGCGAGUGGACCGACGACGAUGCCUUCUAA